Messenger RNA from Aspergillus terreus NIH2624, 435 nucleotides. RefSeq lists its product as uncharacterized. Bases 1 to 435 code for a protein of 144 amino acids. The transcript has 4 exons. The record is from RefSeq and is a predicted model, not a curated record. Lineage: Eukaryota; Fungi; Ascomycota; Eurotiomycetes; Eurotiales; Aspergillaceae.
AUGUCCUCCAUCGCCGCCAUGGCCUCCCGCCGGGCCUUCGCCCGCCAGUCUCUGUUCCGCGCCCCCCCGCGCCGCUUCUACAGCUCCAAGCUCGAGGAGGCGAACCUCGACAAGGCGCCCAAGCGUGACCCCGAGCUCUACGUCCUCCUCGGUGUCAUGUCCGGUGCUUUCCUGCUCGCUGGAUGGUACUUCGGCAGCAAGCCCACCUCCGUCACCUCCGAGAGCAACGUCCGCAUCCCCGACAGCGCCAUGCCCUGGGAGCGGGAUGACGAUGGCAAGAACUACAAGUACCAGUACCACCCCCACGGUGACAAGAGCCAGCCUCUUCGCAACGCCCCCAGCGCGCUGAACACCGUCAUCGUUCCCAACGUGACUCUGCCCGCUGACCUCCACGAGCGCUUCAACAAGUACGGCAAGGAGGAGUACGACUACUAG